This is a messenger RNA of Cajanus cajan (pigeon pea), 2779 nucleotides long. The record is from RefSeq and is a predicted model, not a curated record. NCBI's taxonomy places the organism in Eukaryota, Viridiplantae, Streptophyta, Magnoliopsida, Fabales, Fabaceae.
CCAGCGCCGUUUAGUUUUGGCCCAACUCUUUUUUUCAUUUAAAUAUUAUCGAAAGGAUAGGUUGCGGAGUUCCCAAUUUUGAAAUUUGUGUGCGGAUAUGGCUUCAGACUCGUUCGUGUCUGUUCCUCAAAUCCGAGCACCUCUUACCCUGGAAGUAGAUGAUUCCGAAUUCGAUGUUUCAAGUAAUGCCACUCUUUCUCAAUCCGGUUACACCUCUCAAGAAGAGGAAGGAGAAGGAGAAGGAGAAGGGAGUUUUGAAGUUGACGAGUGUGUGCAACUAUCUCCCAUGCAUGCUGCACCUUUGCGGGUUACGCCCUUUGCUCAAUUGUCUACCUUUAACGAUGAUGAAGAUGACACUGAAGAAGAAGAAGAAGGAAAAGGGGAAAUGUUGAGUGUUGCGAGAGUGCCGGGAAACGUUGUUGGUGGACCCAGAAUUAAGAUGCUGGACGCGGAAGAAGAAAAUCACGACAGUUCCAUUUUUAUGAACUCGUUACCCGUUAGUCAAUCAUUGCUUGAAAAUAAUUUCGCCUUUUUCAGUGGUAGUGACGAGGAAUUGGAGGCUGAUGAGCAUGGUCUGGACCAGGACCAAGUUAUUGGAAUUAGGGUUGCUUAUAAUGAAUACUCUAGUGCGACAGAUUCAGAUUUCUUCAUGUCUCAGCAUUCACAAGACGAGGGAUUUGGCAUGGGAAGACUGGUAUUGAAUGAAUUGGAGAAUGUGAAGUUGGUUGAGGGUCAUAGUGAUGCCACAAUGCAAGGGAAGUUGGUGGAAGGAACUACGAUUAUGGGCUUGCUGGAGUCCAGUGUUGAAGAUUAUAGUAACUGCAUAACGCAGGCACAGAAUACGAGUUUUAAUGAUCUACAAGAACACGACUCUCAUGUACAUUGCAUGGCAGGUGAACCUGUAUCUGAAGCCUGUGCUGAAAAUGUCGAGUAUAGUACAGCAACACGACCCGCUGAAGCUGAUGGAAGUCCAGGAGUUGUUUCUUAUCAAGAAAAUGAGUGCGAGAGUCUGGUAAGUAUACCUAGGUCUCUGGUAAACUCAAAUGCUGAAUUGCAUGAUUCUUCUGCUGGUUUUCAAUCCAAUGAUGAUGCUUAUGAAACUAACAAAAUUCAUUGUGUUGAGUCUUGUGAACUUCUUGACCCCGCAUUUCUUGAAGAAUGUUAUGUGGAAAAGGAUUUGUGUAAAACCAUUUUAGGUGUUAGUCAAGAAGAUGAGCUAUUUUGUGAUUACCUUUUGCAUGAAAAUGUGGAAACACUUGAACUGGGAUAUACUGCAAAAGAAGAGGCUACUGUUGAGUUAAACUCGGCAUGUCAAGAAUCAGAUAGAGAAGUUUAUGCUUCAGACGGAGAUGUGGAAGGGUUGAUGUCAGUUGCCCUUGAGCAGUUCAGGGAACAAAUUUCAGCUCUCUCUAUUCUUCUGGGUUCAAAAGGUUCUGGAAAGGAGUCUCAAGAAAAACGGGCCAUCAGGAGUUCACAUGGAACAAUGAACUUACCAAGGAAUGAUGCAAAAAGCCAAUUCGUUUAUGCUGAUAGUGAUGCUGAAUCAGAUGGCAGCACAACUACAUUCACCUCUGCUGAUGAAUCCAAUGACAAUGUUAUCUUUCUCAAGGAUGCAGCUAGUUUCGGUUCCUUUCCAUAUUACGAUGUUCAAGCUGGUCUCCAAUGCAACAUAACUGAGAAAGAAAAGGAAAAAAUACAGAAGAUACUGGUCGUAAGUGUGAAAUUCUUGAGGCUUGUCCAGCGAGUAAAUUUAUCUCUUGAAGAUUCCUUGGUUUCAAAAGUUCUAUGCAGGUUGGUUGCAGGUAUUGAAAGGCGCUUGAAUCAGGAAUUUGUCAUUAAAUCAGCAAAAGCAGCUGCAAAGAAGCUUGAAGAAAAUUGUCUAGAUGAUUUGGACUUUUGUUUGAACAUUUUAGUUCUUGGGAAAAGUGGGGUGGGAAAGAGUGCAACCAUAAAUUCUAUUUUUGGUGAUAUGAAGGUAGUGACAAAUGCAUUUGAACCUGCCACGACUUCUGUUAAAGAGGUUUCUGGAACUAUAGAUGGAAUCAUGAUCAGAAUCCUCGACACACCUGGUCUCAAGUCCCAUAUGAAGGAGCAAGCUUACAACAGAAAGAUAUUGUCAUCUGUAAAGAGGUACAUGAAAAAGUUUCCUCCCGAUGUCAUUCUCUAUGUUGAUCGAGUAGAUGCCCAAACCAGAGAUCUAAAUGAUUUACCAAUAUUAAAGUCGAUCACAAGUUCUCUUAGUCCCUCAAUAUGGCAACAUGCAAUUCUUACUCUUACACAUGCUGCUUCUGUUCCUUCGGAUGGACCAUCUGGGUCCCCUUUGAGCUAUGAAGUAUUUGUUGCUCAAAAAUCCUAUCUUGUUCAACAAUCAAUCACUCAAGCAGUACGUGAUCUGUGUCAAUUGAGUCCAAAUUUCAUGUUUCCAGUGGCCCUUGUCGAAAACCAUCCACUGUGUGGAAAGAAUAAGUCUGGUGACUGUGUGCUUUCCAAUGGACUUAGAUGGAGAAGCCAAUUAUUAGCUUUGUGUUCCUCUCUGAAGAUCCUAUCUGACUUGUCUACUGUUUCAGGACCUCAAACUCUUUUUGAUCAUUGGAAGCAUUUUUUCUUCCAGGACCAUUCCCAGCCUCUGUACCACGUAUUCUCUUCAUUGUUGCAGUCUUCUGCUCAUCUAAAAUUUUCUGCUAAUUGGAAUUGACUUGGAUGUUCACUUAACAAAUGAUUUUAGUGAAAAUGAGAAAUAUGAUAGCUGGAUUCACGUCUCAGCUCUUUUUGAUGUCAA